AUGAGCGGCCUCAUCCUCAAAUCCGAGGUUCCGUGCGUGGUGUGUGGGGAUCGAGCAUCGGGCCGCCACUACGGCGUGCUGUCGUGCGACGGAUGCCGCGGCUUCUUCAAGCGCUCGAUCCGGCGCAAUCUCGUCUACAGCUGCAAGGAGGGCGGCGCGUGCGUGGUGGACGUGGUGCGCCGGAAUCAGUGUCAGGCUUGCCGCUUUUCGAAAUGCCUGGAUAUGAAGAUGAAUCGGCACGCCGUCCAAAACGAGCGCUCCAUCUGCCCGCCGAAGCGGAAAAGCGGCGAUUUUCUGAUGGAAGAAGUCCCCUACACGAUGGUGACGGUGGCUACAAAUUUGACGAAAGAGCCGAAGAGCAAAGAGACAGGCUUCACGAUCCGUCAGCUGUUGUCGGUCGUAGGGACGUCUACAGUACCCCAAUCUGUCGCCCUGCUCGCCUCCGUCGUCCGCUGGUGCGCCGUCGUCCCGCCCAUCUCCCAGCUGAACGCCCAGGACAAGCGGGUGCUAUUUUACAACUCGUGGCACUCGCUCUUCCUCGCCCACAUUAUGCAGAAGACGGGCAAGACGAAGCUGACCGAGCUGCCGGCCAAUGAACGGAUACGACUACUCGGCAAAACGGUGGCCGAUCUCGGGCUCAGCGCUCUCGAGCAGUGGACCAUCACGACGAUUAUCAUGUUUCGGGCUGAAGAUGGACGCUUCGAAGAGCCGCACAUCAUCAAAAACAUACAACAUCAGGCGACCGCCCUGUUCCUCGAGACGACAAAACAAGACCCAAGUCGACAAGCACAAAUUGUGGCGCUACUGACGAAUAUUACAGCAAUAAACGCCGACGAGGUGCGAAAAACGUUUUUCGCGGCCCAAUCGCUCGUGGAGCUCGAGCACAUUUGUCGGACGCAGAUCACGCUGCGGGGCGAGUUCCUCGGCCACGAUGCCAACGACGUCGUCAUGCUGUUCAUCUGCGGCACCGAUUGCCUGCAUUCUGUAAACCUCGAUCAACUGCGCGCUGGGCUCGUCAACCUCGACCGCGAGAAGCUGAGCGAGGUGAAGAAGACGGAAGAAAUGCACAAGGCCAACCUGUACUCCCUGAUCUCGUGCGUCGACUCCCUUGCCGCCCUCCACGUCGAAUUGGCCAAGGCGAAGGAGACGGGCGAGUUCGCCGUCAUCAAGCAGAUUGCCACCCAGAUCAAAGACGCUCGCUCCGAAGCCGAGACGGUGUUCAAGGACGUGCUCGCCCGCAAGGACAAGGCCGACUCGACGCGGAAUGCCCUCUCCGUGCUCACUCGCUUCAAGUUCAUCUUCUUCCUCAACAAGUCCAUCGACGAGAAUAUGGCCAAGGGUGAAUAUUCUACAAUUCUCAACGACUACAUGAGAGCUCGAUCUUUGGUGGCCGAGACGGACGUGCCGUUGUUUAAAGAAGUGAUGGCCGGCGUCGACAAGAAGAUGGCGCACUUCAAGAAAGAUCUGACGACCCGCCUCAUCGACUCUCAGCUCAACUACGAGGAGCAGAGCAAGAUGAUCAAGUACUUGAAGAUCCUUGACCCGGACUCGGAUCCUCUAUGGCACUGCAUCACUUCCUCGCACCAACACCUUGACACGAUUCUCUGGAAUCUCCAGAAGAAUCACCACGAAAAAGCAAUGGCCGACGAGAAGCAGCGAAGUAACGGCCGUUUCUUGAUUGUCGAGACGAACCAUCGGCAAGUAUUCAUCACGGAGACCGUCUCGAACUUGAUGGCCAAGCUGCAGCGCUUCUGGAAACUCGUGACGAACUACACGAGCAGCGACGAUCGCUCGGCCCAGACGCACGAGGACGUCAAUCAAAUGCUGAUCGGGACGAUCAACGUCUCCUCGUGGCUUCUCCUGAACGCGCUCGUGCCCGACUCGUUACCGGACGAGGUGAUGAAGAAGUACGGCGACCAGUUCGUCGUCUGGCCCAAGGCCACCAAGGAAAUCGAGCGGAACACGCUGUUUCAAUCCUUGAAGGCGCUACGGGGCCUCGUCUCAUUCUUGCUGGAGUGCCAGUUCACCUCGCAGCACGUGCAACCCCUGACGGAGUUGUGUAUGACGGUCCGGCUGAAGGCCGUCUCCAACAUUGUCGACAAGGGCGUUAAUGCCAUCGCCGACCUGUCGAAGAAAGAGAACUGGCAGCAGCGCGAGUUCAUCUCCAAGGGCGUCUGCAAGACGGGGCUGCCGGAUGUGUUCGAAAAUGAGUUGAUGUACAGUGGUAAUUACGUCUUUAGCUUUCGGCGCAGCAUCAUCGACGUGUUCGCCGGGUUGAUCGUGUCGGUGCGCGGCUGCUUCAACACGUUGCUCGACCUGAAGGGCGACCGGCGACCCAACCAGCUCGACCUCGACGGCAAGGAGAACCGGCAGCAAGAGGGCGAAAGGAGGGGCCAGAUGACGAUCAAGAAGUUGUUGAUCUCGAUCUGCAACGUCGAAUACAUUGCCGACACAUCGCUGAAGAAUAUCGGCCGUCGGAUGGAGGAGAACGGCGUCAAAUACGCUGAUGUUAUACUCGAGAACGCGCGAUCUCGGCUGAUGGAAUACCGACAGCGCCUCGUGUCCAUCUACAACCAAAUCAAAUGCGCCAACUUCCAGACCCUCAUCCGAUCCGCCAACUACGACUAUUUGCCGGAUGAAGACAUCUCCGAUUUCGCGAAGGAGAUCAUCAUGUGCUGCGUGUUGGAGCAGGCCGAGCUCGAGGUGAACGCGCCGCAACUAACACAGGAAUGCCUGCAGCACGCCGUGCAGUACGCCUUCCAGCAGCUGAUCAUGCAUCUGAAAGACCACCCGCCUCGUGACGUCGACUCGACGACGCAGUGCGUCAUCGACAUGUCCGGGCUGGAGCAGGCGCUCGGGCCGUUUCUCAGCCUCGACACGCGCACCAUCCUCAACGCGCACCGCGCCCAGCUCGUCGAACAUUUGGAUCAGGGAAAACUGCAACGCUGCAUGAACAACCUGCGCGACUCGCUGCGGAUCGCCCUGGAAAGUCUGGAAGCCAGCGGCCGCGACGACCUCAACGCGUCUAACAUU
Mesorhabditis spiculigera is the source of this 3033-nucleotide messenger RNA. NCBI's taxonomy places the organism in Eukaryota, Metazoa, Nematoda, Chromadorea, Rhabditida, Rhabditidae. The record is from the annotation of a GenBank genome assembly.